Messenger RNA from Haemonchus placei, 444 nucleotides. Lineage: Eukaryota; Metazoa; Nematoda; Chromadorea; Rhabditida; Trichostrongylidae. The record is from the annotation of a GenBank genome assembly.
AUGGGCGUUACUUCUGGAAAACGUAACAUCGAUCCAAGAUAUCUACUUGCUUAUGUAUUUACUGAUUUUAACAUUCUGCCGGGUAUGAUCGACUUUUCCGUUCAUGAUGUGAAGUUGGAUACACGAAUUACACGGAAUAUACGAAUUAAAGCUCCCCUGGUGUCCUCUCCUAUGGAUACCGUAACGGAGAGUGGAAUGGCAAUUGUCAUGGCCCUCUAUGGAGGUAUGGGUAUCAUCCAUGGGAACUUCCCAAAACCAGAAGAUCAAGCUGCCGAAGUUCUAAAAGUGAAGCGUUUCAAACAAGGCUUCGUUAUGCAACCACAUUGUUUGAAACCUGAUGCGAGUCUCUGGGAUAUGUUACAAAUCAAAAAGCACUAUGGCUAUACGGGUGCUCCAGUUACUGAAACAGGCAAAGUCGGAUCGAGACUGAUAGGUAGGUCAUAG